This is a messenger RNA of Saprolegnia diclina VS20, 1098 nucleotides long. RefSeq lists its product as hypothetical. The coding region runs from base 1 to 1098 and encodes 365 amino acids. NCBI's taxonomy places the organism in Eukaryota, Oomycota, Saprolegniomycetes, Saprolegniales, Saprolegniaceae. The record is from RefSeq and is a predicted model, not a curated record. The transcript has 3 exons.
AUGAAGCCACGACGCAAGACGUUGCUCGGCCUUGCCUACGUGGCGCUCUCGAUGGCCUGCAGUGUCUACUACACUCGCUUGUUAUCGCCGCACAUGGUCAACGACCUCUACUGGCCGUCGUUUGGCCUCCACGGCGCUCAUACGUACCUCUUGGAUCUCUACCGUGUGCAUCUUUGGACGGCAUCGAAUGGCUCCAUCGACGCGUUUGAUGCGUCCAACGCGCUGCUCAAGGACUACGACAAACCAUCGACGAUGCUCGACGUUCAGCCGUCGUACCCACGGGCGAUUCUCUUGAGCGAGCAAACGUCGGUACGAACUGCGGUCGAGGCGAUUCGAUCGCUGUCCGUCGAGCUCACGUUUAGCCUCUUCACGCAGUAUUGCUGGGUCGACGUACAAAAGCGCUGGGAGCUCGGACACACGGCCGCUCGUCAAGCCCGGUGCGCAGCGCAGUAUGCCAAUAACGCGGCCGUGAUCCUCGAGCCGCAUCUUCGCAUCGUCGAGUGGGCCCACUUCUUGGAGCGGUUCGAGACGGCAUUCAUGUUUUCCGUCGGCAACGCCGUGGUGGCGUCACCCGGUGGCGUCGACUGGCUAGCGAGCGUCCAAGAUGCAUUCGUCUCGGUCGAGGACGAAGUCGGCUUUUGGUUGUCGCAUGGGUUGACGCACUUUACGUUGCAGUGGGGCAACACGCUAACCAUUGGCAUCCACGAGACGCUCUCGGUGGUCGACGCGUUUGGUGGAGCGCAACAGCUCUCGAUCGCCAGUAUGACGCACAUGGGGCGAGGUGCCCUCUGGACAACAGGGAUCUUGUAUUGGUACCUUUUCGACGAUCUCUGGAUCUCGGCCAUGACGAAUGGCAGUCUCGUUCGCAGCGCCAGCAACUUUAUGGCCAACAACUCGCUCGGUCCGUCGGUGUCCAUGGAAGACAUGGCGGGCGUCUACCCGUUCACACCCGCGAGCAUCAUCGUGCACGACGCCCUCGGACCAUUCGUAUCGAUCGACAGCUUUUACGUCGCACCGCCCGGCUCAAUGCAAGCGUUCACGGCAGCGUUUUUACUGGGCACGGCGCUCGUAGCCGAUGCCUCGCUCCAGGCCACCUGA